AUGUUGGUUUCUCGCAGUGACGAGGCUGAAGAAAAAUGCAGUCCAAGUCCUACUAGGAAGAGAGUCACUUUUGACUCUGAAGUCAAAACCUAUGAACACAUUGUGUUACAAGAAUCUGUUGAACUUUUGGAAGAGAAGAAAGAAGAGGUCAAAUCCGACGAGAGAUACAAGAAUUGCAGAGAAAGUGAUGAUGAAGUAGAGGAGGAUGAGCUAGACUGUGACGAAAGCGAUCUAGAUGAUGAUGAAGAGUAUUAUAGUGAUGAUGGAUCUAGUGAGGAUAAGUUGCAUAAGCUAACCAAGGAAGUUUACACUGAGGAGAUUGAGGAUGAUACAGAGGAGAUUGAUGCAAAGCUGAGAAGGUCUAAUGAGAGUGUUAAAGAUGGAAACCACUAUGCCCAAGGAGUACUUAACCCGGUUGAAAAUCUCACUCAGUGGAGAUCCGCUAAAUCCGAAGGGAGAACAAUGCAGAAACAGUCUCAAAAGGAGAACUCUAACCUCGUCUGA
Arabis nemorensis is the source of this 504-nucleotide messenger RNA. The record is from the annotation of a GenBank genome assembly. Lineage: Eukaryota; Viridiplantae; Streptophyta; Magnoliopsida; Brassicales; Brassicaceae.